GAUCACGUCGUCAGUUAUACGGAGAGAGAGAGAGGAAGGGAAGGUGGAUUGAUCACUUAACCGCUUGAUCUUCUUCAAUAUCGAUUCCGAAUCUGCAAAUGUAUCUUAGAGAAUUCCAUGCUCUUGCAUGAAUAAAGAAUUGCUGAAGAGUGCUUGGUUAAUAAGUUGAAAAUGGGAGGCUGCAUAUCCAUUCCAUCUCAGUCAACUAAACCACGCAAAAGGCGCCUUCAGCGGAUAAGGAAAAGCCGGAAAAGGAUUUCCAAAUCUGUGGUUGAUAGAAUCAGGAAAAAGAAUAGUGAUUGUGCAACAGAUUUUUCUGGGAGUGAUUUUGUUCAGAUAACCACCACGCGCAGCGGUUCUGAUGUUUCCAACUCGACAUUCCAUAUCACCCAGUUGGAGUGGCACCAUGGUCAGAUCGAUAGAAAUGUAAUUUGUCCAGAGGAAGCAUGGUUUGACUCUGUCAGCUUAAUAGAAUCUGACUCCGACGAUGACUUCAGUAGCGUGUACGAUGGAGAUAUUUUCUCUAAUCUUUCAAGGGGUCAAAUACUUCAGUAUGAAACUUCAUCACGCUUUGUUGAGAACAAGGUCCAAUACAAGACACAAAAACUUUUAGGUAAAGAUGGACUCGAGGAUUCAAAUAGAUCUACACAUUUAAGUGAUAUUGGAAUGCCUGAAGAACUUGAUAAAGCAAGGAAGAAAAAAUUGGACAGUGCUCAUGGAAGUUUUAGUUGUAUAAGAGUAGACAAACGUGAAUUUGAAGAGAAAAUUGGAGAGAUUAUCCGAAAGUCUAGCUUACCUCCGCUAGUUCCUUCUGUAAGUUUCAAUGAUAAUUUAAAUGGUUCAAAUCAUGUUCAGCAAUCUCAGAAACAUAAGUCAACGGUUAUCAGACUUUCAUUCAAGAAAACAUCUUUUGAUGGGGCAGAGGCCAAUGCAAACCGUACGUCAAAGAAUUUGUUAUAUCGUCCCAAGGCAGGAAUUUUAGUCCCCUAUUGUAUGGAAGGGAAGCCAGCUAAAGGGUGUUGGUCCAAAAUUGCACCUUCAAAAUUUACACUUCGUGGCACAAAUUAUUUCAAUGACAAAAAAAAAUCCCCUGCUCCAGAUUUCAGUCCAUAUACUCCAAUUGGUGUAGAUUUAUUUGAGUGCCCAAGAAAGGUUAGUCAUAUAGCCAAACUCCUUGAGCUUCCUUCUGUCAAAGCAAAUGGGGAAUUUCCUUCUCUGCUUAUCGUCAAUAUUCAGUUGCCUACAUAUGCUCCACCUAUGUUCGUGGGUGAUUCUGAUGGACAGGGUUUAAGCCUUGUACUGUAUUUCAGACUAGUUGAGGGGUAUGAGAAUAACAUCUCUCCCCAGUUUCAAGAAAGUAUCAAGAAACUGAUGGAUGAUCAUAUGGAAAAAGUCAAAGGGUUUGCAAAAGACAGCUUAGUUCCAUUUAGAGAAAGAUUAAAGAUUAUGGUUGGAGUGGCGAAUCCUGAUGACCUUGUCAGUAGCUCUACAGAAAGAAAACUUAUUCAUGCUUACAAUGAGAAACCGGUCCUUUCACGUCCCCAACAUCAAUUCUAUCAUGGACCAAACUACUUCGAAAUCGAUCUGGACAUUCAUCGAUUUGGUUACAUAGCAAGGAAGGGACUUGAUGCAUUCAGAGAUCGUUUGAUGAAUGGCAUUCUGGAUCUGGCUUUAACUAUCCAGGCACAAAAACCGGAAGAGUUGCCAGAGUCUGUGCUUUGUUGUGCUAGAUUGAACAAGAUUGACUUUGUUAGUCAUGGCGAUAUCCCCACCAUUAUGACUAGUGAAGACAACAACUAUGAAUGAUCAUACUCACAAUUCUUAUAAUAUUUUCUCUGCAACUUCUCCAAUUCUAGAAUUAGACACAUACUAGUGUAUAGUAUACAUUCAAUACAUUAUGCUUCUUCUUAUUAUUUUGUUAUUUUAUUUUUGGGACAAACAAAUCAUGGGCUCUGGAUCUUGUCAUUGUUGGUCAAGUGUUAUGAGUUGCAACA
Molecule: messenger RNA, 1994 nt
Organism: Impatiens glandulifera
Lineage: Eukaryota; Viridiplantae; Streptophyta; Magnoliopsida; Ericales; Balsaminaceae
Exons: 10
Coding region: 172-1806 (544 amino acids)
Source: RefSeq, a predicted model, not a curated record